Dovyalis caffra is the source of this 381-nucleotide messenger RNA. The record is from the annotation of a GenBank genome assembly. NCBI's taxonomy places the organism in Eukaryota, Viridiplantae, Streptophyta, Magnoliopsida, Malpighiales, Salicaceae.
AUGAGAAAUGAAGAAGAGAAGAGAAGCGUAUCUGUCUUAGUGUGGAAGAAUGGACAAAAAUGGGGAGAUGAAUCUCAGCCGUUUGAAGGAUCUUGUCUUUGUGCUCCUGGUGUAAAAUUCACCUUAUUAGCUGAUAUAUUAGCAUCUGUUUUAUUUGCUACUCAACAUGGAAACUUCCAAAGACUGUUUCUAGAUCUUGCUCAAUUUCAUGUUCGUCUGGAUUUCCCUUCUGUUGCUGGUAUCAUCCCACCAAGCAUUGACAUGCUUCCUGCUCCUUCUCAUGUACUAUUUCUUGACUGGGCCAGUCAAGUAGUGAGUGAACGGGAGAGCCUCUCCUCAGAAUAUCCAACACCUUUGCAAGCUUUUCUUCACUUCCCUUGA